This is a messenger RNA of Trypanosoma brucei brucei TREU927, 1368 nucleotides long. RefSeq lists its product as uncharacterized. Gene Ontology annotation, cellular component: nucleus; chromosome. Gene Ontology annotation, molecular function: ATP binding; ATP hydrolysis activity. Bases 1 to 1368 code for a protein of 455 amino acids. Gene Ontology annotation, biological process: meiotic recombination checkpoint signaling; reciprocal meiotic recombination. Lineage: Eukaryota; Euglenozoa; Kinetoplastea; Trypanosomatida; Trypanosomatidae. The record is from RefSeq and is a predicted model, not a curated record. The transcript has a single exon.
AUGGAGGAUUUCGUUGUUGUGCCGGUGGAGGUGCGGUGUAGGCAAAUGUGUACAGAUGCCGCUGAGCUUUCAAAGGUUAUCACGAGUUUCAUACGGCACCGCAACGGUGUUACACACCCGGGUGACAUUAUCCCGCUUUGGGGUGCAUCCGAGCUUAUCACAUCAACAGUUGAGCUCUUGCGGGUAUGUGACGUUUAUUGCCCACUUAACGGGGUUGCAGCGGGCAGGGCGGAUUACGCAUUGGUGAUGUACUACCUUCAUGGAGAUGAUGUGUCUAUGGCAAUGCAAGGAGAGGAAACUUCCGAGUCGCAGGCGCUGUUAACCUACCGCGAUUCAGACGACGAAGUGGAUGCAUCGACUGUCCCUUGCUCCAUAGUGCAGAUACCGCAUGCAUCGCUAGAAGGCCUGUGGGAGUCGAUGCAUUUCGGGGACUCUACCUGUGACACGGUGGAGCUUAAGCGUGACUUGUUGCAAUAUAUGCACACUGCAAUGGUUUUCUCUAUGGCUGAUGUGAACCCACAAGUCAUCGCGUGGAAUCAGUUGGUGCUGCUACACGGGCCCCCCGGCACAGGGAAGACAUCUUUUUGUAAAGCACUUUCACAUAAACUUUCUAUACGGCUUGCGGGAAUAUUUCCCAAGGCGAAGCUGGUAGAGGUUAACACUCAAAGUUUGUUUAGUCGUUGGUUUAGUGAGAGUGGGAAGCAUGUCAUGGGCCUGUUCCGCCGUAUACACACGAUGGCGGAGGAUUCCAAAUGCCUUCUUUUUGUCCUCGUGGACGAGGUGGAAUCACUAGCUGGCGCGAGGAACUCUGCAAUGAGGGGUAACGAGCCCUCAGAUGCUAUCCGUGUCGUCAACACUCUGUUAACUCAGCUGGACAUUCUACAGAAAAAGAGGAACGUGGUGAUAUUAGCUACGAGUAACAUCACCGGGGCCAUUGAUGUCGCGUUUGUUGAUCGUGCUGACAAGAAGGUAUUUAUUGGCCCACCGGGGUUACCAGCCCGUCUGCAACUAAUCAGGGCAAGUACGCAAGAGUUGGUUCAGAGGCGGUUAAUUAUGCUUGAUCCUCCCAAUGAUCAGGGGUUCAUAGGCGCAGGGGGGCUGAUGCCGAUCGGGGAAGGUCGUGUAGAACUCAAUGCGAGAGAGUUGCAGCGGCUUGAGCUGGUGGCGGCGCAAUGUGAUACCUUCAGUGGAAGGACUCUGAAGAAGCUUCCUUUCCUUGCCUACAGCAAACACAUUGGUGGGUCCCCAGUCUUCACUACCGGAGAGAGUAGUACCGCAUCUGCUAUCUCAUUUGACACGUACAUUAAAAGCUUGACGAGUGCUGUAGAGGGAGAAAUAUUAUCGAGGAGAAUGAUGGUGUCAUCAUAG